This is a messenger RNA of Postia placenta MAD-698-R-SB12, 591 nucleotides long. RefSeq lists its product as hypothetical. NCBI's taxonomy places the organism in Eukaryota, Fungi, Basidiomycota, Agaricomycetes, Polyporales, Adustoporiaceae. The transcript has 5 exons. Gene Ontology annotation, biological process: proton motive force-driven ATP synthesis. The record is from RefSeq and is a predicted model, not a curated record. The coding region runs from base 1 to 543 and encodes 180 amino acids.
AUGCGGCGGGCGGAGGUCGUAACAAUUCUUGCGAGCAUCGUGGUAGCUGUCGAGGUGAAUGGGGGCGCAGCUGGGUUCGGCGGGGGGCGAGAGCGCCAGCCCGAGCCCAACCGAGGCCGGACGCGUGACCACCGUCACGUCACACUUUUGUUCUUGACCAUGUCGUCGCCCCUCCUCAGGCAGGCCUCCCUCGCCGCUCGCUCGGUCUCGCGCUCCUGCGCCUUCUCGACCUCUGCGGUCGCGCGCAAAGACUUUGUCCAGGACCUGUACAUCAAGGAGCUGAAGGCAUACAAGCCCCCUGCGCCGGUGAAGGACGCACACGUCGGAGCUGUCAAGUCGUACUCAAUCCCUGCCGCGCCGCAACCUCCGACUCUUCCCGCCGACCUCGCCGCUGAGCUCUCAGCAUACGACGCGGUGGAGCCUGUAGUGACUGGCCAGACCGCUAGUGCUACGCACUCGCCCGAGACGUUGGUGACCGGUGCGGACACCUUCCUGGCUUUCCUAGAGGCGGAUGAGCCCAAGGCAGAGUCGGCGCACCACUAGAGCACAGUGCAUAAUUUUAUACUGUGAAAAUGGAAUCUUCUUCUGCUG